Molecule: messenger RNA, 1997 nt
Organism: Camellia sinensis
Lineage: Eukaryota; Viridiplantae; Streptophyta; Magnoliopsida; Ericales; Theaceae
Product: protein DETOXIFICATION 33
Biological process (GO): xenobiotic detoxification by transmembrane export across the plasma membrane
Cellular component (GO): membrane
Molecular function (GO): xenobiotic transmembrane transporter activity; antiporter activity
Source: RefSeq, a predicted model, not a curated record
CGCCUUAAUAUGUAUUUUCUAUUGGAUAUUGUCAACAAAAUUAGUUGGUGGAGUACGCAAAGUCAGAAUAGAGCAUUCCACCAAACUCUGCUCUUUAUUGUUUUCCUUUUGCCAUAUAACAAGCAAGAUUGAUGAAUAAAGCCAAAAAGUAACAGCCAAAUUAAGACCCAGAAAUAAAGUCUCUGUAUUUAAUUCACUUAUUGAUCAUUGAUUCGCGUUGUAUAGAAAAAUUAACCCCAUAGUAGGUGAUCAUAGCAGAAUCCAUAAAAAAAAUAUAUAUACUUAUAUAUUUGAAGUAGGUGGACAGACAAGCCCACAAUUUCCUCAGUUUUGCUUUGAUGGAAGAAAAGAGCCCCGAAGCAAGGAGACAGGUGGCUGAGCUUGAUCUGGAGGGGGAAAAAAUAACAGAAAAAUGUUGGGAUGAAUCAAAGAAGAUGUGGCAGAUAGCAGCACCUGCUAUGCUGACUGCAGUCACCCAAUUCUCUAUCGGGUUUGUCACGGCGGCAUUCGUAGGCCAUUUGGGUGAUGUUGAGCUUGCAGCAGUCUCAAUUGUUCAAAAUGUAAUUGAAGGAUUUGUCUAUGGUGUCAUGCUAGGGAUGGGAAGUGCCCUUGAAACACUUUGUGGCCAAGCAGUUGGUGCAGGGCAGUUCAACAUGCUAGGAAUCUACUUGCAGAGAUCAUGGAUCAUAACCAUCGUCACUGCUUUGUUUCUAGCACCGUUCUAUGUCUUCUCAUCGCCAUUACUAAAGCUCCUUCGUCAAGACAAAAACAUCUCUGACCUUGCCGGGAAGUACUGCAGAUGGGUAAUUCCUCAGUUGUUUGCAUAUGCCCUCAACUUUCCUAUACAGAAAUUUCUCCAAUCUCAAAGCAAAGUUUGGGUCAUGACUGUAUUCUCAAUAUUAUCUUUGGGAAUUCAUGUGUUGUUGAAUUGGGUUCUCAUAACAAAGCUUGGGAAUGGCCUGCUUGGCGCUGCCAUAGCUGGGAACAUUUCAUGGUGGAUUCUUGUCUUCGCUCAGAUAGUUUAUGUGGUUUCUGGAUAUUUUCCCGAUGCGUGGACUGGCUUUUCUUUAUUGGCCUUCAGGUCAUUGACAGGUUUCUUGAAGCUCUCGCUUGCCUCUGCUGUAAUGUUAUGCUUGGAACUAUGGUAUUACACCGCAGUGAUUCUCAUGGUGGGAGGCUUGCAGAAUCCAGCAAUUGCUGUAGAUGCCAUCUCAAUUUGCAUGAACUUACAAUUGUGGACUUUGAUGAUUGCCCUCGGUUUCAACGCAGCUGUGAGCGUGCGAGUGUCCAACGAACUAGGAGCAGGACGUCCAAAAGCUGCAAAAUUCUCAAUAGUGGUGACUGUUUUGACAUCUGCAACAUUUGGAGUUCUGUUUACAGUGGUGAUUCUGGUGACCAAAAACGAUUUUCCCAAACUAUUCACAACAAAGCCUCUUGUUUUGGGGAAGACAUCCAAGUUAGGGUAUUUUUUGGCAGCAACUAUCUUCCUCAAUAGCAUCCAACCAGUUCUUCAUGGGGUCGCAGUAGGUGCAGGCUGGCAGUUUCUGGUUGCCUUUAUCAACACAGGGUGCUACUACGUAGUCGGCCUUCCAAUCGGUGCCUUGCUUGGUUAUGUGUUUAAGCUCAGUGCAAAGGGCAUCUGGGUAGGGAUGUUGGUUGGUGGCUUGCUUCAAACAGUUGUCUUAUUGUUCAUUGUAAUUCGAACAAACUGGAACAAAGAGGCUUUGCAAGCUGGGCAGCGUGUUAGAACAUGGGGCGGUCCAACUGAGCUUCAACGAACUUCGACAUGUUCAACACAACGGAUUGGUGAAAUAUAAACCAAUUGUGCUUGAAUAACGCAUGAGAGGAAGAGGUGGAAGACUUCUUUUUCUAUUGAGGUUUUUUUUAAAUUUUUUUUUUUUUAAUAAUUUGUUUACUUAUUUUAUCAACGCUUCAUAUUUUUGUUUAGUAUUGCCCAUUUUUUAAUAAAGCUUCGCCCCUCUUUUCUUUAUUGUUUA